This is a messenger RNA of Puntigrus tetrazona (Sumatra barb), 605 nucleotides long. Its product is annotated as NADH dehydrogenase [ubiquinone] 1 alpha subcomplex subunit 13-like. The record is from RefSeq and is a predicted model, not a curated record. Lineage: Eukaryota; Metazoa; Chordata; Actinopteri; Cypriniformes; Cyprinidae. The transcript is spliced from 6 exons. The coding region runs from base 64 to 498 and encodes 144 amino acids.
CAGCGGGGGUCUGAGCGAGCCGCAGCCGAAGAAGACGCGAGCAGAGCGGGGCUCUACGGAACGAUGGCGGCGUCCAAGGUGAAGCAGGACAUGCCUCCCACCGGAGGAUACGGUCCCAUAGACUACAAGAGAAACCUGCCCCGACGAGGCCUGUCCGGGUACAGUAUGUUCGCUCUCGGGGUCGGGGUCAUGGUGUUUGGAUACUGGAGGUUGUUUCGCUGGAACCGGGAGCGCAGGCGGCUGCACAUCGAGGAGCUGGAGGCUCGCGUGGCUUUACUGCCGCUGUUUCAGGCCGAGCACGACCGCCAAAUGCUGAGGAUGCUGAGAGAGAACCUGGAGGAAGAGGCUGUGAUCAUGAAGGACGUUCCUGGAUGGAAGGUCGGGGAGAGUGUGUUUCACACAGACCGGUGGGUGUCUCCUCUCAUUGAGGAGUUGUUUAAUCUUCGUCCUCGUGAGAAGUUGCUGCGGCAGAAGUUCAGCAUGUUGUGGUCCUCGUGACUCCAGCUAUCCCAGAAUCCUCCUCUGCUGUGUUUCCAGCUUUAGAGACGUGUUGCUCUGUGAACGCUGUAAAUGUUUCUUUAUUAAAUGUGUUUUCUUUCCUCUCA